AUGUAAAGCCCUUAUUUCUCUUACCAACUCACUAAUGCAUUUUGCUAAUUGAAUGAUGUAUACAUAUUUGGCUUUGCUGGAAUAGUAGGUGCUAUUGCAGGAUGUCAUUUUGUAUCUGGCAAACCUUUUAAUUACUUGGGGUUAUAUAGCUCGAGUUAGUUGAUAUGUCUUUUAGGCAAUAGUGUGUUAAUGUACUGCUUAUCGCCUUAUUUGUUUGGGUUCUACUUCUUGAGCAUUCUAUCGCACUUGAUUUGGUACAACAACGCCAAAAGUAUCAUCGGAGUGCCUAAAACAUUCAACAAUCUUUAUCUCAAGUCUAUGGUGUUUUCCUCGCUAUUCAUAUUUGCAGCAAUAGGCGGAGUCGUGCUCUUGAAUUAAGAAAUUAAACAUAUAGAGAUCAAAAUUGAAGAAUUACAAAAGCUAUCAGAUUCGCUAAAAUCAGGACUAUGAAACAUGUUAAUUAAUUAAAAAGAAAUAAAUAUAAUUUAUAUUCAUAUAUA
Paramecium tetraurelia is the source of this 500-nucleotide messenger RNA. RefSeq lists its product as uncharacterized. The record is from RefSeq and is a predicted model, not a curated record. The transcript has 2 exons. Lineage: Eukaryota; Ciliophora; Oligohymenophorea; Peniculida; Parameciidae.